Messenger RNA from Penicillium riverlandense, 729 nucleotides. RefSeq lists its product as uncharacterized. Bases 1 to 729 code for a protein of 242 amino acids. The record is from RefSeq and is a predicted model, not a curated record. NCBI's taxonomy places the organism in Eukaryota, Fungi, Ascomycota, Eurotiomycetes, Eurotiales, Aspergillaceae. The transcript has 2 exons.
AUGAGGAGAACAACAGAGCUCCUGGAUGCCGUCGCCAGCCUGAACGGUCGCGCCUUUGACACCGACCCGGUCAUCGCGUACACGCUGCUGGAAAUGUCUCAGGAAGAGCGGCUGGAAUACUUGCCGAUCUAUUGGACCAAGUUGGUCAAGUCGGCCCUGCUCAACGAUGCGCUGAUUACCGAAGCCGACGGUUGGAAGGCUGCAUCCGUCUUGGUUCCACCGGGGAAAUAUGUUGAUGGUGUCUGGUCAUUACUUUGGGCGGGCUUCCUCCCCGUGCUCUGGCGGAUCGGGUUCACAGGCUUCAAGCGACUUUGGACUGAGUUCUCCGGAAUGACCGAUAAUGCGAAGCGCAAAGGUCUCCGAGGGCAGAAAAGAUACUACUACAUCUUCAGCAUCUGUACCGAGCACGAGCAUCGAGGCAAGGGUGAGCAACCGGACCGUGUCCAACAAAUUAUUUACAUAUCACUGAUAUAUCUCGACACAGGACUCGCAAAAGCUAUCAUCCGAAAUCACCAGCAGACCGCACAGGCGGAGAAACUUCCGAUCUGGCUCGAGGCUACUUCUUCGGGCUCCCGUCGACUUUAUCUCUCGUUGGGGUUUGAGGAUGUGGAAAAGAUUGUUCUCGGGCAGGGCAAGGUCGCUGCAGAUGCCAGCAUCCAGCCAGGUGGCCCAGGAGUUCCCUUAUGGGCCAUGGUGUGGUGGCCGACUUCACCCCCAAGUGCCGCCUGA